Molecule: messenger RNA, 2927 nt
Organism: Mustela lutreola (European mink)
Lineage: Eukaryota; Metazoa; Chordata; Mammalia; Carnivora; Mustelidae
Product: F-box/LRR-repeat protein 21
Exons: 4
Coding region: 1049-2383 (444 amino acids)
Biological process (GO): entrainment of circadian clock by photoperiod; regulation of cell cycle; SCF-dependent proteasomal ubiquitin-dependent protein catabolic process
Cellular component (GO): SCF ubiquitin ligase complex; cytosol; nucleus
Molecular function (GO): protein binding
Source: RefSeq, a predicted model, not a curated record
UAACAUUCAAGGAUGAAAAGAGUUAAGUAGUCAAGCAAAGUUAAAUGAAGUUGGGAGCCCAUUCCUACCAUUAUUUUGCCUCUCAAAAUAAUUGUAUAUAUAAAGCACUUUGCAUUCUUAUGUAGACUAUAUGUACACAGUAACCCUAUAUAUUUGGGUAUAUCUGGACUUGAAAUUUGUUGUAACUUAGGUGUGUCUCAAGCUGGCUCCUCCCUGGACAUUCAUCCUGCCUUUUUGUUGGGGAAGAAUGCUCAUCCCUUUGCUGUUUUACAUUUGCCACUGAGGGUCAGGUGUGUUGCUACGCCCAGUUUCUCUAGAGCUGCUGUGUCCUGGGUGUUACCUGGAAAUUGUGCUUCAAAUUAAGUAAUGAAAUUAGUUUAGAAAAAUUCACUGGACAAUUUAGUACAACAAGAAUCACUGCAACAUUUCUUAAGCCUUUACUGUGUUCUGGUACUUAUGGACUUUAAUCCUCCCAACUGCCUUAUGAAAUUAGGUACUGCUGUUUUCCAUGCUUUUUAGAUGAGGAACCUGAGGCUUAAAUUUAUGCAGACAAGAUCACAUGGUUAGUCAAUGGCUGAGCUGGGGCUUUUCCAGGCCUCUGCUUUUGAUAAUGUUUUACUGUCUUUCAGGACCCCCGGAGUUGUUAGCAGAAUUGCAUGGUGAUGCUUUCUUCUCUGUAGGAGAUAGUAAGAAUAUAGUAAUUGACCAGUAAUAAACCUGCGAGACACACUGCUUCUGUGGACAUUCCCUCCCAGAAGCCUCCCCAACCUUUCCCUCCCAUACACAAACUCAGUCACAUAUCAUUGCUUUAUUCUUCCAGUGCGACUUGUCCCAAUGUCAGGGAAGGCAUUUAUCAUGGUCCUUCACCAUUUGACCGUAGCUCUUGGAGAGCAGGCUCCCUCUUACCUCUGUAUCUGUAGCCUGUGGGAGUACCUAUCAGUGCAGGAUAGUGGAAGAUUACUAUUAAAAUCUGCUUAACUGUUUUUCAUUUUCUAAUGUUACUCUGUGCAGUUGGAGUAUAGAUGUCUGAUGGAAAUGUGGAUCUUGUAUGAUCACAAAAUCUUUUAUUGUUUACAGAAUGAAGAGGAACAAUUUAUCUCUUGUGAAUAAAAUCGUCCGAUCUUCACCAGCAGUGAAACAACCAAAAGUUGGCUUCUUCUCUUCUCUCAAUCACACCCACAUGCACACUGUCCUUCUAGACUGGGGGAGUUUGCCUCACUAUGUAGUAUUACGCAUUUUUCAGUAUCUUCCUUUAAUAGAUCGGGCCCGGGCGUCUUCCGUAUGUAGGAAAUGGAAUGAAGUUUUUCAUAUUCCUGACCUUUGGAAAAAGUUUGAAUUUGAACUGAACCAGUCAGCAACUUCAUAUUUUAAGUCCACACAUCCUGAUCUCAUUCAGCAGAUCAUUAAAAAGCAUGCUACCCAUCUCCAGUAUGUUAGCUUUAAGGUGGAUAGUAGUACUGAAUCAGCGGAAGCUGCCUGCGAUAUCCUUUCUCAGCUGGUAAAUUGUUCUAUCCAGACCUUGGGCUUGAUUUCAACGGCCAAGCCAAGUUUUAUGAAUGUGUCAAAGUCUCAUUUUGUGUCAGCACUUACAGUUGUCUUUGUCAACUCAAAAUCAUUAUCAUCGAUCAAAAUUGAAGACACACCAGUGGAUGAUCCUUCAUUGAAAAUUCUUGUGGCCAAUAAUAGUGAUACCCUAAGACUCCUAAAAAUGAGUAGCUGUCCGCAUGUUUCCUCUGAUGGAAUCCUUUGUGUAGCUGAUCGCUGUCAAGGCCUUAGAGAACUGGCAUUGAAUUAUUACAUUCUAAGUGAUGAACUUCUCCUAGCACUUUCAAGUGAAACUCAUGUUAACCUAGAGCAUCUCCGAAUUGAUGUUGUGAGUGAAAAUCCUGGGCAAAUUCAAUUUCAUUCUAUUAAAAAACAAAGUUGGGAUGCACUUAUCAAACACUCCCCUGGAGUGAAUGUUGUUAUGUAUUUCUUUUUAUAUGAAGAAGAAUUUGAGGCAUUCUUCAAAGAAGAAACCCCUGUUACUCACCUUUAUUUUGGUCGCUCAGUAAGUAAAGCGAUUCUAGGACGGAUAGGUCUUAACUGUCCACGACUAAUUGAGUUAGUGGUAUGUGCUAAUGGUCUUCAGACUCUUGAUACUGAACUUAUUUGUAUUGCUGAACACUGUAAAAACUUAACAGCCUUGGGCCUCAGUGAAUGUGAAGUUAGCUGCAGUGCAUUCAUUGAAUUUGUAAGACUGUGUGGGAAAAGGCUAACCCAGCUCUCUGUAAUGGAAGACGUUUUGAUCCCUGAUGAUGAGUAUAGCCUAGAUAAAGUUCACACUGAGGUCUCCAGACAUUUGGGAAGAAUGUGGUUCCCCGACGUCCUGCCUGUCUGGUGAUUGUCUACCAAAGAUUCUUAAUUUUUUAAAAAUUAUUAAAAUUAGCUUCUUUCUUUCUAUGCAACUAUAAAUUUUAAGAUAUGUUGCUGAACUAUUUUAGGUAAAAUAUCUUAUCAUUUGCAAACUGUCUUAAUGGAUUAGAAUAGAAACAUUUGAAAAAAAUAUGAGAAAUGGAAAGAUCCAGAAAUUUCCAUAAAUAGGACAUAGAUCCUGUAUUGUGGAUUAGGUAGUUGAUAGGCUAAAAACUACAUAUGGUUUGUACUUUUGAGUUCCUUAGCCUUUGCUGAAGGUACAUUUUAGCUUGCUCAAUAAAUUUAUAAUAUUGAGCUUUGGAUCCUUAAAUUAUGACAUUUGUAACUUUAUACUGCUUUAAUUGCUUCUCUUUCAUCUUGGUAUGAGUAUGUUUUACAAGAUAUAUAGGAUUAAAUCCAAGAGUAAAUUAAAAGUAUAGACACAGAAGCUGACUUAAUUGUACUUAAUUUUUAGCACUACAUAAGAUCAUAUUAUAACUCAAUAAACAAUUUCUAAUUUCUAACACAUUGAA